Messenger RNA from Struthio camelus australis, 2025 nucleotides. The record is from RefSeq and is a predicted model, not a curated record. NCBI's taxonomy places the organism in Eukaryota, Metazoa, Chordata, Aves, Struthioniformes, Struthionidae.
AUGGCUAAGGUGGUGUUUAAGGAAAUUGUUUUGCGCUAUGGGAUGCCGGCCACCAUCACUUCAGACCUAGAACCACACUUUUUCCAGGGAGUCAUGCGAGCUUUGAGGGUGGAGCAAAAGUGGGACAUCUUAUGUCCCCUCCAGUCUCCUGGCCAGCUGGAAGGGAUUAAAGUAAACCUAAAGCGAGUGGCCCAGAGUACCGGGAAGGAUUGGGUGAAAAAGCUGCCACUGAUCCUGGCAGGAAUCAGAUCUGUAGCCCGGCUGGGGACAGCGUUAACGCCUUACCCAAUUAUUUUUGGUUUCCCGAUGGAAUUGCGGGUAAAUCCGUUUCAUGGCAAGGGCAAGCUCUCCCAAGGAGACAAUGUCCUCUCCUGGCUAAACCAGCUGCCAGAGGACCAGAUGGAGUACAAGCACCGGAUCGAAGAGGCGCUGCUGCAGGCCUGCCCGCAGCCGGGUGCCUGGCAGCCUGCAGCUGCCCGGCUCUGGCAGGCAGAGGACCAAGUCAUGUACCUCAAGGUGGAAAAAGCAGAGCAUGGCCUGGAGGUCAAGUGGGAAGGUCCGUUUUCCAUCAUCGACAUUGCUGGCCCCACCACGUACCGGAUCGACAAGGGGCCGGAGGGGAAUGCCGCCGGGCCGCUGGCUUGCGCCACGGAAGAUGGUUGCAAGCCCUGGGCUGGGUCCGGCGGCCGCUCGUGCCCUCCCACCGCCCGGCAUUUCUCUGCAGUGUUCAAGAAAGUCGACUCCAUCUCCAGUGACAUCAGCUCAGCCCAGAUUUAUUACGAGAAGAAGAUCGUAUCCAUCCAGCAAGACCUCCAGGAGCUGGAUCAGAAGGCCUUGGGGAACUGCUCCCUCUGCCACGAGACGGGGCAGCUGGGGCAGGAGAUCACCAAGCUGCAGGGCGAGCUGGAGGAGAUCCAGAAGAUGCUCUUGGUUCAGGAGAUCCUGCUCAACCGGGCCUCCCAGACCCACGACUUGCUCUCAUCCACCAGCGACAAGAUUGCCAAUGAGGUGGACAACUGCUCCUUCUCCAUCCGGCAGGUCAACCAAAGCUUGGGGCAAUUCCUUGCCCAGGUUGGGGGCUGGCAAGCGGUCACCUCCGAGCUAGACAGCUCUCUCAAGGGGCUGGUGCAGGAGCGCUACGACGUCAGGGCGGCCAUGCAGCAGAUGAACUUCACCCUGGGGCAGACCUCCGACUGGAUCCACGUCAUCCAGAGGAAGACGGAUGAGGAGACGCUGACGCUGCAGAAGAUCGUGACUGAGUGGCAGAACUACACCCGUCUCUUCAGCGGCCUGCGGGCCACAUCCUCCAAGACCAGCGAGCUGGUCAAGAGCAUCCAAGGCAGCGUCAGCUCUGCGGCCCAGCAGGUCAGCCAGAACUCGGAGAGCAUGCACGACCUGGUGCUGCAAGUGAUGGGCCUCCAGCUGCAGCUGGACAACAUCUCCUCCUUCCUGGAUGACCACGAGGAGAACAUGAACGACCUGCGCUACCACACUAGGUACACGCAGAACCGCACGGCCGAGCGCUUCGAGACCCUGGAAGGCCGCAUGACCUCCCACGAGAUCGAGAUCAGCACCAUUUUCGCCAACAUCAACGCCACCGACAGCCACGUCCACAGCAUGCUGCGAUACCUGGACGACGUGCGGCUCUCCUGCACCCUGGGCUUCCACACCCACGCCGAGGAGCUCUACUACCUGAACAAGUCCCUCAGCCUGGCCCAGGGCACCACGGACCUGCUGCGGGAACGCUUCAGCCUGCUCAACGCCCGGUUGGACUUUGACAUCCGCAACCUGUCCAUGAUCAUGGAGGAGAUGAAAGUGGUGGACGUCCGGCACGGAGAGAUGCUGAAAAACAUCACCAUCUUACGAGGUGCUCCGGGACUCCCGGGCCCCCCUGCCCAGCAGCAGCAGAGCGCUGGAGGCCACGUGCCACCAAACCCCACCAACAGCACCGGGUGGUCGGGCAGCCCAGGUGUCAACGCCGUACAAGCAUCUACCGUAAUAGCACGUUUUACCAGCGUGGUAUGA